This is a messenger RNA of Oreochromis aureus, 547 nucleotides long. Its product is annotated as cytochrome c oxidase subunit 8A, mitochondrial. Gene Ontology annotation, biological process: mitochondrial electron transport, cytochrome c to oxygen. Gene Ontology annotation, cellular component: mitochondrion. The record is from RefSeq and is a predicted model, not a curated record. The coding region runs from base 76 to 288 and encodes 70 amino acids. The transcript has 2 exons. Lineage: Eukaryota; Metazoa; Chordata; Actinopteri; Cichliformes; Cichlidae.
GAAGAAUACGACGAAGAAGAGCUGCUCUUUUUGCCGAGAAGAAGCCAACGCAUUUCGUAGCCAUUAUUCGUCAACAUGCCUGGAGUUCUAGGAGUGCUUGCCCGCCGUGCUGCUCCUGUCCUGAGGGGACACGUCGUGGCUCAGAGAGCCAGCAUCUACACUAGACCACCGAAGGAAAAGAUCGGAUCCUUUGAAACUGCUGUUGGACUGGGCAUGUUCUCCCUGAUCAUCCUGGGACCAUCGGGGUGGAUCCUGGCCCACUUGGAGGACUACAAGAAGAAAGAGUAGCAUGGACAUUUUAACAGUUUAUUUGGCAUGUUCAAUUUCUGUGUCCAGUGACAACUUGGGACCAUCACCUUUAUUCUAACUGCAGAGACUCUUAUGGAACAAGAUUUACCGUUUAACUCUUCUACCUCUCUGACAGUUCCACUCCACAUCCUAAACAAAGAGCAACUAACCCCAAGAUUGUCUCUGAUGCAUUGAGUUCAUGGAUAUCUGUUGGCAUUCCUCAUAAGAAGUAUGUUACAGAAUUAAAUUAUAAAUGACA